This is a messenger RNA of Amoebophrya sp. A25, 2038 nucleotides long. The record is from the annotation of a GenBank genome assembly. NCBI's taxonomy places the organism in Eukaryota, Dinophyceae, Syndiniales, Amoebophryaceae.
GGUUUAGAUACUCCGACUUCGCCACACAGAGUUUUAGAGUAGACAAAAGAAGAGAAUACUUCAUCUAUACACAGCACAAAGACGGGUAUUUGUUGAGGAUGUGACGAGUUACUGUUACUUAGCUGACUUGCUCUUACUUGCAACUAAAGAUUACUACAUUCCUGCAUCGGUCUGGAUGUGGAUAAUAGAUCAGAAUUAUCAUGUCUGCCUUGAAUCGCAUGCAUCGGUUGCACAUGCGCAUGUUUACCAUUUAAUCUCUUCGGUCGUCCUCUCUGUUGAGUAUCCGUCUGUAUUGAUUGGAAAAGUCGGCGGUUUGGAAUCUGUCAUAUGCGAAUGUAGUUGCUCAAGCGUGGAUGUUUUUCAUGGCAUAAACUAUCGGUCAACAUUGAUUUGUACCCGACGAACCUCUGACGACCCCAAGCAACCUAGUAGCAGAAGACGACCUUAGCAACUUGCUAGUAAUGAAAUUGAUGUUUAGCAAGGUAUGGUUAGCUACAACGUUUUGGUUAUUACAUGCUCUUUCAAACUUUCAGCUUCUAGGAAGGUGGAGCUGAAUAAGAAAGUAAGAAAUCAUCAGAAAGAGUGAACCACUGGUAGACAUACUGUAUUGGCGAAAACAGCCACAUCGCAUAGGCAUAUCUAUCAUAACCAAUACUACAACAACGCGUACUUAACUACAAGAACGAUCAAAAUGUUGAACCAGCGUGAUCGCAUUUCGCGCGUGCAAGCGAUGGAGGCACCAGCGCAUCAAACCGACUACGUCAGUGCUGCGCAGUAUAUUGGGGGCAACAUAAAGUGUAAUGCUAUCCAAACCUACGAUCCCCAGGUCGGACAACGAGAACGUAUGAAGCCGCCAGCUGGGACGUCUGUACUACCUUCUUACCUUCCAGUCAGUGAAUUCGCGAGGUGCCGCAAUAUCAUUCCUUUAUCAAAUUAAUCGUGUUAUAAUAGUUUUUUUCGUAAUGUUGAAAGGCACUAAGUAAAAAAGCCAGUUAUCAUGACUGUAUUUAGAACUACUCCCACUAUGCAUCCUCUCACCAGAUCCGCGUCUCCGACUUCUAUAAGCGCAACGGCAUCCGAUCCUACCGUACAGAAGAGGGGUUUAAGGAUUUUAUCGGUGUCCCAACAUGGACAGAGAAGCGAGAACGAAGAAGUUUGCCUGCGCCACCGUCAGCGAGAAGUGCUCGCUCAGUCAGUGACAACACUCCGGAACAAGAUGUGUAUCUACACCCGUUUACGCAGCCGGACUUGAACGAUCCGCGAUUUGCCACGCCAGGACUCUACAAGACCAGCUACAAGACCGAGUACUUCAUCAAAAAUAUUUGUCUUCGUGAUGUGGCUAUGUACUAUGUAUCACCUGUUCUAAAGACGAAUCAAUACUACUUGACAGCUACAAGAAAGGAUGGAACCUGCUUUGUUUGAAAAAUCGAUGAUCACCAGUUAAAUUGAUCUCCUUCCAACCACUUUGAAAACAGGUUUCAAGAGCCAGGGCAGAAUCUCGCACGUGAAGCUGGAAAGAGUCAUUUCCGAAUCGGUUGAGGAAAAUCGAUUCUGGAAUGCUUCUUUAUGUGUGCAACGUACUUAUGAGGCCCAAUAGAUUCCUCCAACACGACAUAUUCUACAUAGAUACCAGAUUUCUUCUGCACGAAGAGGAGUAAAAACACAUACGAGGAGACGUUCGAACAGUGGUCUUUCCAUGGACUUUCCCCCACAUAGCACAUAUCUACUUCGACCUGAGCUCAUUGUGCUCAAAGAUGGUGCCUGAGCUCAACCAAGACGAAUACGCCACAUGAGAUGAUGAAACCCAUAACGAAUACGUAAGUGCUGUAUAGUGACUUGUACAACGCGAGGUGUCCUCUUCAAGGUGAACAACAACUCACAAUUGAGCCCUUCCUCACACCAAGAAUGCGAACCCGCAUAACGACCGUACUACAACUUGUAUCUAUCAGAGUGAACUGCAUAGAGGAAUUGAUAGCUGAGGAUGAACACACGCGUCUAGGAAGAAUAUGAUUCAACUAGAGUGAGCUUCCCAAGAACA